CCUGAAUAGGAAACGCGUCGUCACGAGAUGAGUCACGAGCCAUGUGGAUACAGCGGACCAAUAAUAGCCUUAGUUCCAUAUUACAUAAGCCUUCCGCUCUAACAACGCGAACAAAAUCUCCGGCCACCCGUUCAUCCCCUCAUUCCCAGGCCACAAACAAUAGCCAUCAGUUACAAUUGGAGACUGUGUGUUUGGAACCUUCUUGCGCACCUUAAUAUCCCCUUUGUUCUUUUAGUGAUCACUUGGUGAUCGCAGCUCGACUCCAACAACGAGCCCUGACACAAGUCUUAUCUGCCUAAGUGUCACGCCACCGUUGCUGGUCCUCAGCAAACAUGUCACCGGAAAAGGGAGUGUUCUUCUAUGCCAAGUUCAAUCUAUCUGCCCUCCUCCACCUCGCAGGACAGAUUCGAGAUACGCUAUGCUCUUGCGAUGAAUCUAAGCGGCCAGAGAGCGGAGCCCUAAAUUGGGCAAUUGUCCUUUCGUUUGAAGACGGCGUGGAAUGGAUCUUUCGUUCUCCUCGAAGGUGCCACGACAUUUCUCCGGAGACUACAGCAAGGUUGCUUGAAAGCGAGGUCGCAACUAUGAAAUAUGUCAAGCUGAAUAGCUCAAUUCCUGUUCCAGAGGUUUUCGAUUAUAGCUGUACUGGAUCUAAUACGAUUGGGAUUCCUUUUAUUCUUAUGAGCAAAGCUCCCGGUUACGCACUUAGUCAUUUUUCCUGGAAUGCUCGUCCAGAGGGGAUAGUCUCGUCUCGCAAACCACUUCCCUGCCUUAAGAGAGCGAACAAGGAGAAGAUAAUGAAGCAACUAGGUGUAAUAUCCUCACAGUUGUUGAAUCUGCGGUUCGAUAAGAUAGGGUCACUGUUCGAGGAAAAUGGAGAAUAUCGCAUUAAAAAGUGUCUCUCGCCUGCACUGGUUUGGCACGAGCGAGACUCUUUAGACGAUGACGUCUUACGAGGCCCAUUUCAACACACCCACGAUUACUACGAAUCGCAACUUUCAGCAUUUCUUCUUCAUGUCAAAGAGCUUCCGCUAGAGCAGCACGCCUUCUUCGCGCCGAUCCCAGAACUCAGAGAAUUCGAAACACUUCUGAGCUACCGAUCUGCAGUUAGUCGAUGGAAUGAUUUUGUUACUGUGGGUUCAAAAAUCGACGGUAGUAAGAAUAGAUUGGAUUACUGCGUCGCUGGGCAUUUUCUGCGCCAAAUGAUAACUUUGAUUACCCAGCAACCGUUUGCGAUCUCAGGCGAUUUUGAGAAUGGAUACCCUCUCUCCCAUCCAGACAUCAGUACAAGCAACAUCUUCGUUGAUAGUGAUUUCAAUAUCACUUGUGUCACUGACUGGGCAUUCUCCUCCACUGUUCCUAUAUCGACACUUCUGGUGACUCCAAGCCUCCCUCACCCAAGAGAUGAAGUUGACACGACACUAGUUCCUACUUUCAGGGCCAGUUUCACUGAUCACUUUCUUCAGGGAAAGGAUAUCAAGCUGAACCCUGAAUUCUGGGAUUCCACCCGGAGAGCGUGGCUAUUUUUGCGGCUAGUGACUCUCGAUAGUUUGCAAGACUACCGUUAUUUCACAGAGCUGUAUGUGUCGGUGCAUAAACCAGAGGAUGAUAUAGAUGUUCCUAGGCUUUUCAAAGACGUACAAAAGGAAGAGGAAUUUGUAGAGCUGGCUACGACGCUUGCGGAGGAUGAUCGUUCAGCAGAUGAGAUUCAAAGAGAUGAAGAGGAAUACUUUCACUAUUCGCGUUCGGAGAGAGAAGCUAUAGCGAGGAAACUUACAAUGGUGGCAGGGUUGAGUGAGGGGUUUGUGGCGGAUAAGAGGUUAUGGCAAUGGAUUGAAGAAGCGAUAGCAUAGGCCGCUCUGUAUUAUUAGAGGCUGAUGGCUAGUAUCACAUCUACAGACUACGUCAGCGCCUAUCUACUCACCUGCUUUCAUCAUGUAUAAGUAUUAUCCCCUGAAGAUGACACUGCUCGGCAGAGGCAGUUCGAAUCCACAGGGGUGUGACGCAUACCUGACUCGAGGAUCGCAGAGCCGGCGAUACCGGGGCUAUCGUAUCAAGAGAGUGAGCCUUUGAAAGAGGAGGGUGAUGGAUUCUUAGGGGGGGGGGGAGGAGG
This is a messenger RNA of Mollisia scopiformis, 2110 nucleotides long. RefSeq lists its product as uncharacterized. The transcript has 2 exons. Bases 333 to 1850 code for a protein of 505 amino acids. NCBI's taxonomy places the organism in Eukaryota, Fungi, Ascomycota, Leotiomycetes, Helotiales, Mollisiaceae. The record is from RefSeq and is a predicted model, not a curated record.